Molecule: messenger RNA, 1146 nt
Organism: Darwinula stevensoni
Lineage: Eukaryota; Metazoa; Arthropoda; Ostracoda; Podocopida; Darwinulidae
Source: the annotation of a GenBank genome assembly
AUGGGUUCAGCCCUCAUGAGAGUCAAUGGGCUGCUUGCUGUUGUGAUCUCAGAUCGAGAUGGAGUACCACUUUUGAAAGUUACUACAGAAGCAUGUCCUGAGCUUGCACUGAGACCCUCCUUCCUUAGUGCUUUCCCCAUUGCCUCAGAACAGUACAACAAGAUUGGCCAUGGGAAGAAUGAGUUCAUUAUCUCUAUGUAUGGUAAUUACCAGGUCUCUAGGUACCCAAAUUGGAUGAAGCUCUUACCUUUAAGGUGGAGACGUGGGUUUUCCACAUAUGUGGAACGGAUGAGGCACAUGGAGAAGCUGAAAGAGAGCAACAAUGGGUGUUGGGAAGUCCUUCGGGACUCCAAGACUCGAUUCUUGAUGUUUAAGGGUCAAAAACCCCUAACAUGUAUCCAUCCCUCCCUUACCAGCAAUGAUGGUCGUGUUACUGCAAUGCAUCGAGGGGGUGCUACCAUUUCCUGGCUCACCUAUCAAGAUCUGAUGGAUGCCUCCGAGUCGGCUGAAGCCUCACUAAAGGAUUCAGUUUUACUGACAGUGACAAAUGAUCUUAGUCCUCGAUUUGGCAUCCCAUUGCCUACCAUAAAUGAGACGUGGGCAGAUAGGAUGGCUCAUGAGAGAAAUGCCUUGCUUGUUGACCAACGUAUAUCUCUCUUCCUUUGCAAUGCUGAGGAAGCCCAGAUGGUUGCACAGGCAGCUUCACUUUUCCAUUGGCACAAAGUCAACCGGUUCUGCACCCACUGUGGCAAUGCUGUGGAGCGUAAUGCAGCCGGCAAUGUGAAGACAUGUCCAAGUUGUCAACAUGUCCAUUACCCCUCCACCCAUGCAUGUGGAAUCGUUCUUAUCACUGAUGUCAAUUAUGAAAAGGCACUUCUUGUUCGACAGCCACAACAUCCUCCUGGGCUAUAUACAUGCGUCGCUGGCUUUGCAGAAGUCGGUGAAACAAUUGAGGAGACAAUUCGCCGUGAAGUGGCAGAAGAGGUGGGACUAGAGGUGACAGGGAUAGAAUACAUGUCAUCACAGCAUUGGCCCUUCCCCUCCUCCAGCCUCAUGGUUGGAUGCUUUGCUACUGUCAAAAAUGCAGACCAGAAUCGCUCCAGCAAAUUAGAAGCUACAUCUCCCCGGGGUUGUGGAGAACGCUGA